AUGCUGCUGGAUCUGCAGGGAGACAGCUCCUUACAGGUGGAGAUUUCUGAUGCAGUGAGUGAGUGGGACAAGGUGAAGUUCACUGUUCAAACCAAGAGUGGUCUCCCUCACUUUGCUCAUCUGGAAUUCUCAGUGGUUCGGCAGCACAAAGAAUUCAUCUGGCUACAUGACACCUAUGUGGGAAACGAGGAGUAUGCUGGCCUCAUCUUGAGGAGGGAUUCCCCCACCCCUCCCAGGCCAGACUUUGAGGCUUCAAGGGCAAAGCUGCAGAAGUUGGGUGAGGACAACAGCUCCACCACCCAGGAAGAGUUUGCCAAGAUGAAGCAGGAGCUAGAAGCAUGAUACUUGGCCAUCUUUAAGAAGACUGUUGCAAUGCAUGAAGUCUUCCUACAGCACCUGGCAGCCCAUCCUGUCUUGCAUCAGGAUCACUUCUUUGUCUUCUUAGAAUUCAGCCAGAGCCAGGCACUGAGUGUUUGAGAGAAGAACAGAAAGGAGGUCUUGGGAGGUUUCCUGAGAAGCAUUGUCAAAUCUGCAAAUGAAGUCCUCAUCACCGGCAUAACAGGGCUCAAGGUGACCUUCUGCCUGGGGCAGGGGAAGCCACUGGACCACCACACCCGAAUCUGAGGCACCUGCCAGAGGGCCAACCGAGUUAUGCACUCCCGCAAGUGCCUGGCAGAUGAACUCUGUACUGCUGCUCUGAGCAGUCUUGGAACCAGGGAAGUCAGCCAGCUGAAGAGGAGCUUUCUGAACCUGGCAGAGCUCUUUAAAUGACUGAGAAAGCUGGAAGGCAGGGUAAUCUCUGAUGAGCACCUGAAGCUAUCUGCAUGCUGAGAUACUACAAUGCAAGACUCCCAGGCAGCCAGGGACCUGCUGUGCAUGCUUCAGACACUGGCUGACAGUGAGAAUGCUAACAAGGCAUUGGACAAAGCUUGCAAAAGGAGCCGGUAAGUGCAGCCAGCAGAAAGCCACCAGAAGCUGUGCUGCCAGCGCUUUGAACACCUCUCUGAUUUUGCCAAGCAGGAGCUCAUGGACAGGUCCAACAGGGUCUCCUCUUUCUCAUUUGAGUGGGCAGAGCUGGAGCUCAAACAAGCCAAGGUGAGCACUCACUGCCCCUUUCUCCAUGUGCUCUCAUGCUGCUCCCACCUUCUUCCCCAUUAA
Molecule: messenger RNA, 1158 nt
Organism: Cricetulus griseus (Chinese hamster)
Lineage: Eukaryota; Metazoa; Chordata; Mammalia; Rodentia; Cricetidae
Source: RefSeq, a predicted model, not a curated record